AGGAAGCAGUAGUAUUUUCCAGUAAUUAUAUUGGCUCAUGUUGAAUUAAUUUUUUUUACGAUGAUGGGGUGGGUCUGUGUGCAGGCCCAUACUUAAUAAAUUUAAGUGAAAUAUUUCACUGGACCUUAGUUAGUUAGUUAGUUAGUUAGUUAGUUAACAGUAGUUAAUAAUGGUAAGUGAUAAUGAUAGUGGGAAGGAGGAUCAGUUGGUCAGUAGUGCUCAAGUCAAAUUAGUCAAGUAUCGAAAUGUGCUUAAAGAGUCGAAAUUUUUCCAAGAAUCACAAGAUAUUUUGGGACAAUUAAGUAUUAAGUACAUUCGAUGCUUAGCUUUAGGAUCUCCUAUAGAUAUGACUAAUGCCAUGUAUCAAUUAGCAUAUAUUCUUGAAAUUAUGGAUAUACUUUCCAUUCCAACUAAGAACCUAUCACUUUAUGACCCAAUCUUUAAUACUAAUGAUGAAAAAUUUCUAAUUGAUAUAGUUAAUAGUACUAUAGAUGAGCAAAUACCGACUCAUUUCGCACCCGAAUCUACCUUAUACUUUUUACCGCAUGCUCCAAUAGAGUUAAUGGAAACUUUAUUAGAUACUGAAUUUCCUAUCUAUGUGCUUGGUAAUGAUGUGGUAUCACAUACUGAUGGAUUUACUAAACGGAAAUUAUUUGAAAAGUACCCAAAAGUCAGUAAACUUUUGAAUCAAAUACUGUCACCCAUUAAACUACAGCAAGAGCCAAAGCAAGAUGAAGUACCAUUUCAAACUCCAAAAUCGCGAUCUAGAAAGAAUAGAAAUAAAUUUGUAGAACCAGUAAUUGAUUAUACUACAGUACCAGUAUACUUUUCUGGGUGCAAAAUAGUUAGAUUUAAACAAUCAGUAAGUAAAGAUGCAGUAUGGGGUAAUGCAUUUUCUGAUUUGGCAUACCAUUUAAUUCUGGAAUAAAUGAAUAGAUAAAUAAUACAUGUAUAAAUAAU
This is a messenger RNA of Scheffersomyces amazonensis, 960 nucleotides long. RefSeq lists its product as uncharacterized. Gene Ontology annotation, biological process: microtubule-based process. Bases 170 to 928 code for a protein of 252 amino acids. The transcript has a single exon. The record is from RefSeq and is a predicted model, not a curated record. Gene Ontology annotation, cellular component: nucleus; cytoplasm. NCBI's taxonomy places the organism in Eukaryota, Fungi, Ascomycota, Pichiomycetes, Serinales, Debaryomycetaceae.